This is a messenger RNA of Pseudozyma flocculosa PF-1, 2106 nucleotides long. RefSeq lists its product as uncharacterized. The coding region runs from base 1 to 2106 and encodes 701 amino acids. Lineage: Eukaryota; Fungi; Basidiomycota; Ustilaginomycetes; Ustilaginales; Ustilaginaceae. The transcript is spliced from 2 exons. The record is from RefSeq and is a predicted model, not a curated record.
AUGGCGAGCCCCCAUAUCGACGGCACAAGCGACGCCGCCAUGCAUCAAAUCCAGGUGCACGGCCCCGACGCCAGCACGAUCGACCCGAGCCGGCCCUCUCCCCGGCUGCCCAACGAGCUCCUCGCACUCAUCAUCGAGCUCGUCUUCCUCACCUCCUCGCCCACUCCCGCACCCGCUCCAGAGGGCCAUCCCAGCGACACGACCAUCCCCGGCCAGCCCCGGACUCCAUCCACCUGGCAAGCACGCACCAACCUCCUCCUAGUCAACAAGGCCUUCCUCCGGCUGGCGACACCGCACCUCUACCGCACCAUCUCCCUCGACACCGAUCGCUCUCUCGACGCCUACUUUCGCCACGUCCUCAACCACGAGCACGGGUCGCAGCUCUUUGCCGGCCUCGACCGAGCCUGGUUCGGCAACGUCAGUGCGGCCCAGAGAAAUGGACUCACCAUCGACCCCGUCCAGUACCGCCUCGCCGAGGCCGCCUGGUACGAGGAGACCGCAGGCGGAUUCAUCAUCGGCCAUGCCUACGCCUCGCGCAGAAGGAUGCCGCGGGGCAAGGCCAAGUCGAAGCGAGGGCCAAAGAGGCUCAGGCGGGUCAGCGUGUACUGGGCAGAGGAGGAGAUCAUCGAAGAGGUCAGCGAUCCCGAAAGCGGCAGCGCGAGCGAGGGCGAAGGCGAAGGCGCGGGAGAGGAUGAAGGGACGAUCGCGCCCCGGGAAGGCCUCCAUAGCGAUGGCUUCGCCGCCGAGGGCUCAGGAACCUCUGCGUCCUCUGCAAUGGCACAGCCGGCGCGGCCCGCCUGGCAGACGCUCUACGCAAGCAACCGGCAGACACGGGCUGCCAGGGACAAUGGGCAUCGUCCAGAGUUCCAAGGACCUCGGAGACGAGUGGCCAUGUCGGCCACGCUGAGCGGGCCAGUCGAGGGCGAGCUCGACCCGUGGGACAUGGUUGAGGCCCAGGAGCGUCUGACAUCGCAGCAGGCGGCCCUGGACCCAGCGACAGGAAGCGCUUCGACGGCGGCGGAUCCUCCCGACCUCGGCAGCCUGAGCAUCGCGGCAGCCACGCCGUCGCCGCCGCUGCCUGACCCACCGGAUCCUCCCGCCGCCAGCACGUCCCACAAGACCACACUCGCCGCGCUCGUCGAGCACCGCCACGCCCACCGUCGACAGCUGCACCUGCUUCAGGAGCCGAGGGAGAUUGUCGCCUACCACCUCGUCACGGCCACCCUUGAGAACUGGAUCAACCGCAUGUUCACCGAGAUCCGCACCCUGCGGUACAUUACCCUGACCUUCUACCCGGGCAUCAUCCUGGACGACGACAAGCUGGAGCACGUGCUGCGCCGGAUGCUCUCGGCCGACGAGAACCCCAAGCUGGAGCUGCUCCUGGUGCGCAUCGCCCACGAGCCCGUGGCGGCCGGAUCGCGCUUCCGCCGCCUGGACCGUGCCAUGACCAUCGGCGGCGCCGUGGACCGUAUCCAGGACGACCGCAUCCGCGUCGAGGGUCUCGGCACCGCCGUCGGCGGCGAGAUCCUAUCGCCGCCGCGCAGCCAGGCUUCGGCCCGCGCCGAUGCUUCGGAUGUCCCCCAGCCGAGCGACUCGUCGAGGCGAUCCGAGAAGCAGCCAGAGUCGAAACGGACCACGAGCGCGGCGGCCAAGGAUCAGCCGGUCGGAUCGGCUUCGGACUCGGACUCGAUCGACAGGCUGAACGACGCAUCGCGCCGAGCCGUGCACAUCACCCAGGACGGCUGGUGGUCGCGGGUGCUGCAGCAGAACCACGCGCGCCGAGGCGACGCGACGGAGCCCACUGCUCACUCGUCGAUCUCCGAAGAAGGCGACACGCAACCCUUCUCGUCCCUCUUUGGCCGCGGUGCGAGCUGCACGACAAUCGAGAGGGUGCUCGGCCAAGCCGACCCCUUUGUCGACGCCCCGCCGCCCAUCGGGCGGGGACGCUCCUCCGCCGCAGGCAAGGCGAGCAAGGCCACUGCCCGCCUGCUAGAAGACGGAACGGACAUCGAGCCGCGUACGGGCUACCGCCAGCUCCAGCUCAACUACAUCAACGGCUGGGCCAGGAGGGACACCGAGGGCGGCAACGAGGCUUUCGAGGGGUAG